Molecule: messenger RNA, 5260 nt
Organism: Chelmon rostratus (copperband butterflyfish)
Lineage: Eukaryota; Metazoa; Chordata; Actinopteri; Chaetodontiformes; Chaetodontidae
Gene: tmem259
Product: transmembrane protein 259
Exons: 12
Coding region: 596-2779 (727 amino acids)
Biological process (GO): positive regulation of ERAD pathway; response to endoplasmic reticulum stress
Cellular component (GO): endoplasmic reticulum
Source: RefSeq, a predicted model, not a curated record
GUCUGUAACAGCAGCCGUCAGUCUCCUGUAAGGUCCCGUUAGCUUCUGUUAGCUUAUAUUAGCUGAAGUGAAGCGAAGCUCAGAGUUCAUCUUGAACCUCCUGAAGCAUAAAACGGAGCGUUUUCCUUAUCUCCUCCGAGUUUGCUGGAUCAAGCUGGAAUGACUCCAGACACAGUAUGAGAUCGACUCGCUGCUAGCUAGCACUGCUGCUGUCCCACUGUUUAACUAGCUUUAACUGCUAGCUCAUUUGACGUUAUUUCCCUAUGUCCGACUAGCGCGCUAAAGGAACCUGCUAACACUAUUAACCAGUUAGCUGUUGCGUUUAUGUUCUGCUUGUUGUGAUGAAAACACCCAGGGGAAGCCGCUAGCAUGGACACAGCUGCGGAGUAAAUAACUGUCUCAGCGGUGUGAAGGAGUCCGGUCCAUCAGUGGUCAGCCUGGUGUGAAUCAGUUUUAGACUCUGUAGAGACCUUCUUCAUCUGAUCUGAGGUCAGAGUUUUACCUUCAGUUUGAGGAGCCCCAGCAGCAGUCAUGCUGACCUAGAAUCAGCCGUUGGUUUGUGCAGUGUGAACUGAGUAAUCCAGAGACCGAGACCAUGUCUGAGAACCAGGCCAACAACAAUGUCCCUCUGAACAACAACAACAACAACAACAUGGGACCCAACAGGAUCCGGAACCCCAACAUGAACCAGAACCCUCUCAUCAAUGUCAGAGACCGCCUCUUCCACGCCCUCUUCUUCAAGAUGGCGGUCACAUACGCCCGACUGUUCCCCCCGUCGUUCAGGAGAGUCUUCGAGUUCUUCGUCCUGCUCAAGGCGCUCUUCGUCCUCUUCAUCCUCGCCUACAUCCACAUCGCCUUCUCUCGCUCGCCCAUCAACUGUCUGGAGGUGGUGAGGGAGCGCUGGCCUCGUGACGGCAUCCUGCGGGUCGAGAUCCAGAGGAACUCCAGCCGAGCCUCCGUCUUCCUGCAGUACUACGACUCCGCGGGCAUUCAGGAGGAGCUGGAGGCCGAGGAGGGGGGAGGAGGAGCAGGAGUAGUGGGUCUUAGCCUGGCUGCGCUGCAGGAGGAAGAGGAAGAUGAGGAGGAGAUGACCCUGGAGAUGUUUGAUAACAGCUCGGUGCAGUUUGAGCUGGACAUCGAGCCUCGUCUGAAGCCGUCUCUGAUUGGAGGAGGUGUCGGAGGAGGAGGAGGAGGAGGAGUAAACGACAGCCAGGAUGUCUCCUUCAGCCAGACCACUAAAGGUAUGCAGCCGCUGAAGGACUCAGUGUCUGAGCUGGAGAUGAUGACCAGAGCAGUGUGGCCUCAGGAGGAGUACAUCGUGGAGUAUUCUCUGGAGUACGGCUUCCUGCGUCUGUCUCAGAGCACCAGACAGAGACUCAACAUCCCGGUCAUGGUGGUCACUCUGGAUCCCAUGAAGGACGAGUGCUUUGGUGACGGCUUCAGCCGCUUCCUGCUGGAUGAGUUUCUGGGCUAUGACGACAUCCUGAUGUCCAGCGUUAAGGCGCUUGCUGAAAAUGAGGAGAACAAAGGAUUUCUGAGGAAUGUGGUGUCUGGAGAACAUUACCGCUUUGUCAGCAUGUGGAUGGCCAGAACCUCCUACCUGGCUGCUUUCGUUAUCAUGGUCAUAUUUACUCUGUCAGUGUCCAUGCUGCUCAGAUACUCUCACCACCAGAUCUUCGUCUUUAUCGUGGAUCUUCUUCAAAUGUUGGAGAUGAACAUGACCAUUGCCUUCCCAGCAGCCCCCCUGCUCACGGUCAUCCUGGCCCUCGUCGGCAUGGAGGCCAUAAUGUCGGAAUUCUUCAACGACACGACGACGGCCUUCUACAUCAUCCUCAUCGUCUGGUUGGCCGAUCAGUACGACGCCAUCUGCUGCCACACCAACACCAGCAAACGUCACUGGCUGAGGUUCUUCUAUCUGUACCACUUUGCCUUCUAUGCAUAUCACUACCGCUUCAACGGUCAGUACAGCAGUCUGGCCCUGGUCACCUCCUGGCUCUUCAUUCAGCACUCCAUGAUCUACUUCUUCCACCACUAUGAACUUCCUGCCAUCCUGCAGCAGAUCAGGAUCCAGGAGAUGCUGCUGCAGAAUCAGCAGGCGGGUCAGGCCAACCAGACGGCCCUGCAGGACAACCUCAACAACAACCACAGUGCUGCUGCCGCUGCAGGUCCAGGACCGGGACCAGCAAACGCUACCCAACAGGGACCUGACCCCGACCAGCCGGGGAGUCCUCAGACCGACCCCCAGCUCCCCUCCUCCUCUGCAGCAGCAGCGGCAGCAGCAGGAGGUGGAGGGGAGGUGAGGUCGGAGCUGAACUGGGUAGCUCAGACAGCUGCCAUCAUCACUGAAGCUCUGUCCUCCAACCAGCACCCCUCCUCCACCAACUCCUCCUCCACCAACCCCUCCUCCACCAACCCCUCCUCCACCAACUCCUCCAAUGGGCUCAGUGAAAGAGGCGCAUCAGCAGGUCAGGGAUCAGCAGGAGCAGCAGAGGUCAGUGUGGUGGCCGAGUUCUGGAUGGGAGGAGGAGGAGGAGGAGCAGCAGCAGCAGGAGGAGGUGAAGAAGAUCCAAACAUCGUUUCAGUGGAAUUUAAAACCACAGCAGGAGGAACCAAUCCUCCACCCAGCCCUCCAAUCAGAGGGCUCCAGCCGGCGGAGGUGGGGUCCGUAGAGGCAGCCCCCCCACAGACAGACUGCCCCCCCUCACAGAGUCCAGGUACAGACUGGGACUGCAGAGCAAUGCAGCAGCAGCAGCAGAGCUCCUCACAGACCCCGUCCUGAGAGUCCAGGUGUGGUCCGGCUGACAUCAUCUCACCUGUCUGACACGCUGCCUCAGUCUGUCACCUGUCAGGGCCAUCCAUCACUGCUUCGUGAUUGGCUGAUCAGGGAGGAGUUUUCCUUAUGAUUCUCAUUCUACAUUUUUAUUGUUUAUUUGAAACCGAUGAUUCAUUGGUUAGUUCAAAGUUUCCCAACCUGAGGGUCGGGACCCCGCACGAGGUCCCAAGAUGAAUCUGAGGGGUCAAACGGUUCAUUAGCUGAACAGGAAACUGUCGUUUAGCUUGUGAAUUACACAAUCAUUUCCCUACGUGAGUCUUCAAUUUAAACAAUGAUUCUGUCUGGUUCAGCUGGUCAGGGAUCAGAUUUGAAACUAAUCUGAAUCCAGUUCAGUUCAGAAGCUGGAACCAGCUGAUCUUCAGGACAGUUACUGAUUGGACCUUAGAACAGAUCAGCUGUUCUCAGGUCUGUCUGAGGUGAUCCUGAUAGUUUCACUGUGAGUUCAUCUCAUUUUUGUCCGUUUAGUCUGAAAUGAAUCUGUGAAAGGUUUCUGUGUUUCUCAGGGCCCAAACGAUGCCUUCAGUUGUUUUGUUUUGUCCAAAACUUAAAGAUCAGAAUUGUGCUGUCCUCAGACGAGCUGCUGCUCCGUCAUGUUUGGGAUUUAUGGUAAAUAAAAUAAUCAGCUAGUCGUUUCUCUGGAUUAAACACCAUUAUUAUAGAAUAUAUCUAAAUAUAACAAAGCUUUUCAGACCGGACUCAUGACUGUGGGACAUAAACCCAUAAAUCAGAAGACUAUCAGUGAACACUGAGAGUUUCGCUGCUUGGCGGCUCAGUCAGGUGAUAAUUUAAUGUAAAAAAAACUCAGAAUAGAGUCAAACAGCUCAUUAAAAUCUCUUCAGGUCACCUGAACCUGCUUCUCUGGUGGUUUGAUGUCACGUUCAGACUCAAACCAGCAGUGGAUGCUAACAGUGGAUGCUAACAGUGGAUGCUAGCUGCUAACAGUUCUGUGUGCAUCGAGCCUGGUAGAUCUUCUUCCUCUGAGCCACAGAGCUCCAUUAAAACACAUCAGUGAGCCUUGCACAUGUUCUUCAUCACCAUGAACACACACACACACAAUGUGGAUUCAUCCGCCGCUGAAAAUAGUCCCAACAGAAGCUCUAUUUCCUGUUUGUCUGAUUAAAAACUACAGAGAGCAGCUGUUUGAGGAAAUUAAUGAAGCGUUUUAAUCACGAAACUAAAUAUCUGUGAGAUCUUUUUGAAGAUUUACGCCUUCAGCAGGAACCAAUGAGCUCAGAGCCACAGACAGGAAGUCCGACCGUACUGACAGACGGACCAACAACAAAAACACCAGACUGGUCCUUUAACUCAGUCGAACGUCACUUUAAACACUGAAAAUCAGCAGAAGUUGGUGAGCAUCACUGAUUCCCCAGAGAAAGAUUUAAACACUCAAACUCAUUUUUAUUGACCCUGAUGAUCAGUUAUUGAUCAGUUAUUGAUCAGUCAAUCCGUUGAUCGGCCUUGAUUCUGACAGACUGAAGCACAACCUCGGUCUGUGUUGAUUUCUGUUUCCACUUGCUUUUAUUUUGAAGAAAAUGACUCUUUGAAGACAGGAAGUUGUUGUAGAGCGUUUUGGUGGUCAGACUGAUUUGGUGGAUCAGGAUUUCCUGUCAGAACGGAUGCCUUAUCAAUAAUCCUCAGACUGUCUGUGGACACUUCAGAGACGUCAGCAGUGGAGCAAGCUGAUUGGUUGUGCAAUAUGUCGUCAGCUGUGUCACACCCCUGGCUCCGCCUCUUAUCAGAAGGCGUGGCCUGUCACUGCGAUGCGUUCAGGGAACCGAAGGCAGAAACUGCUCAUCCUCUCGAGUUGAGAUGCCUGGAUGUGCGUUCGGCUCCACAUCGGCUCGUAAGCUUCAGUGCUGACCUCAGGUCUGCUGACCUCAGGUCUGCUGACUCCAGGUCUGCUUCCUGCAGGCGGCCCGUCGUUUCAAAUGGUGAAUGCUGUACACUUUUGAAAAGUGAUUUAUUGAAGAAUCUACAUAAACAGAUAAAUAUCCAACAUGACCAAACGGAAAAGUAAACAGCAGAAUCAAACUAAACUGAAGAUGAAAUGUUCCGAAUCCCAACAGCCCAAAUAAACUGCCCUCAAUAAUCCUCAAAUAAAGUAUGAAAGUAAUGCAGCCCCCGCUGUUUCAGAAGUGAUUCCUCGUGUUCGGUUAAAUGACGUGUUUUUUUACGACGAAAUUGUAGGAAAAAUGUUUCCGUUUGAGUUUUUUUUUUUUUUUCCAGAUCAAAGUCUGUUGGGAAGGAGGCGGAGCCUGAAGUGUGACAUCAGCAUUAGACUGUGGGGUUUGGGGGGUUGUUGGGGGAUUUGGGUUAGUUUGUUUUUUUUCUUCUUCGUGCCUCUCUGCUGGAUGACUGUACCCUCAUUAGCUGAUCUGAAGCCUGAAUCUCAUCAAACUGUAUUUAACUGUCCAGUAAAACCAGUAA